Messenger RNA from Mycena indigotica, 741 nucleotides. RefSeq lists its product as uncharacterized. The record is from RefSeq and is a predicted model, not a curated record. Bases 1 to 741 code for a protein of 246 amino acids. The transcript is spliced from 2 exons. Lineage: Eukaryota; Fungi; Basidiomycota; Agaricomycetes; Agaricales; Mycenaceae.
AUGAGCGAUUUAACAGUUUUGGUGUCCCCUAUUCCCCAACUUGCCUAUUCUUCCCCCCCUUCCCCACUCGCUGCCCGCCGCAAGCGCAGCCCAUCGCCAAUCAUGGUCACUUUGGAAUCUGACGCUCCAGAAACCUCAGAGACGGUAGCGCGAACUGCUGGGCCCGCAAGCGACCCAGCAUUGCUCAGCCCUCCGAUAAACACUUGGAAGUCUCGACCACAGUCGAGGAAUGAGGUCAGACCACGGCCGCGACAUGCACCGACCCGCUCCCAAAGCGCACCACCCUCCCAGACAGCAUUUGUCCGCGCGCCGAUGGCUGAACGGCCAUUUGAAAGCAACCUGGACCAGCCAAUGUCCGCAGGAGUCGCUGAGCAAUUCGGCAGAAAUCCUCCCAGGCCACCAAGGAGAAACCACACGAUGUUCGGGGCGGGCUACAUGCAUGUUUCAGAGGGAAUGACAAUGCGCGGAGGGGAGCUGGUGCGACCACCCCCGCCCUUGCUACGACCGACUACUUUUUGGCGGCGGGCGCAUCGUUCUGGUGUUGCUGCAGCAUCCUACUCUCCUGCUUCCCAUCUCAUCCGACGCUCAACAUUUAUUGCCGCUGGACUUCAAUUUGACGCGCCAGUCCACGACCUCAGCGCUCUCGGAGUCGAGAGUCGUAUUACGGGCGAAGAAGGCAUCACCAGGCCCAGUCCUCGUGUAGUGGAAAUACCUCAGGCAUUUGAGCUCCUGAAUAUCUGA